AUGGGGAAGCACGACUUCCUGACGCCCAAAGCCAUCGGCAUCCGCAUGAAGGCUAAAGGUCUGCAGAAGCUGCGGUGGUUCUGCCAGGUGUGUCAGAAGCAGUGCCGGGACGAGAAUGGCUUCAAGUGUCACACGACGUCCGAGGCGCACCAGCGCCAGAUGCUCAUCGUGGCCAACGACCCGGACAAGUUCAUGAGCGGCUACAGCGAGCUCUUCGAGGAGGCGUUCCUCGAGAACCUGCGGCGCCGCCACGGCACCAAGCGGAUGCGCGCCACGCACGUGUACAACGAGUACAUCCAGGACAAGAUGCACGUCCACAUGAACGCGACGCAGUGGGAGACGCUCGGCAGCUUCGUGCAGUACCUGGGCCGCACGGGCAAGUGCGUGGUGGACGAGACGGAGAAGGGCUGGCACAUCCAGUACAUCGACAGAGACCCGCGCGCGAUCGCGCGGCAGGAGGAGCUGGAGAAGAAGAAGAAGGCGGAGCUGGACCACGAGGAGAGGAACCGGCAGUUCAUCGCGAGGCAGCUCAAGAUCGCCAGCGAGAAGGAGAAGGAGGGCGCAGCGGGCACGCAGCAAAGACCCACCAAGCUGCAGCGGGUAGAGAACGGGGAGAAGAUCAAGAUGGCGAUUGGCUUGAAGGCUGCUGGCAAGAAGGAGAGCGGCAUGAAGAAGGCUGCGGGGCUCGGUGAUUCUGCUUCGAGUGUGUUUGAGGCGGUGGACAGAGGAGAUGAGAAGAAGGAGCGAAGAGAGAAGGACAGGGGCGAUAAGGGCGACAGCAAACGCUCUGGGAAGAGACACGCGGUGGACGCGAUUAUGGAGGAGGAAGAGCGCCGCAAGAAGCAGCAGAGUCGACGCCUGGAGGACGAGUCGAAGCGCCAGCGCAAGGAGAACUGGGUCACCACGGGCAUUGUCGUCAAGGUGGUGAACAAGAAGGUGGGCGACGGUCAAUACUACAAGUGCAAGGGCGUGGUCAAGGAUGUGGAGGACAAGUUCUGCGCCACCGUGGAGCUGCUCGACUCUGGAGACGUGCUGCGAUUGGACCAGGAUGACCUGGAGACCGUGAUCCCCAAGCCGGGACGCAAGGUCAAAGUCGUGAACGGACUCGGCCGAGGGUGCGUCGCGAAGCUGCUCGACAUUUCCGUGGACGACUUCUGCGCGCGCAUCCGCAUCGACUCCGGCUCCCACAAGGGCGAGGUCCUGGAUCGUGUAGAAUACGAAGACAUUUGCAGACUAGCAGACGAAUAG
Messenger RNA from Phytophthora sojae, 1248 nucleotides. RefSeq lists its product as hypothetical. Bases 1 to 1248 code for a protein of 415 amino acids. Gene Ontology annotation, cellular component: nucleus. The transcript has 2 exons. Gene Ontology annotation, biological process: DNA replication; DNA damage response. Gene Ontology annotation, molecular function: double-stranded DNA binding. NCBI's taxonomy places the organism in Eukaryota, Oomycota, Peronosporomycetes, Peronosporales, Peronosporaceae. The record is from RefSeq and is a predicted model, not a curated record.